ACUCCGUUCGUCGUCGGGCAAGCAGGAAGCUAAAUUUUCCCCACGGAAACCUCCGGCAAACUCGUGAAAAUCAUCGUAAAAAUGUGCUUCCCGGGCAGGGCUAGUGUUCCGUCCCGGUUACAUUCCAUUUUCGAGUGAAUUCCGACGAGUACCAAGCCGAAAAAGUGCAUUCAAAUCCCGGUUCCAACAGUGCAAAGGGGCAUAAAAAAAAAUUGACGAGAGAGAGUUUCCAACCUGGGUGGAAGAAGGCAACAAAAAGCGAAAAGCUAAUGUAGUGUGUAUAAAAAUUCAACGAUUGUGUUUUAAUACUGCACCCCGCGCUGGCCACUCGCGCGCGCCAUUCGGAUAGGGUACGUGAAGGAAACGCGAGAAAAACAACGGUGUGUGUUUGUGCAAGACGGGGGCCAAUCCGAUCCUAUCCAAACUCCCAAGGGAAAGAGGGAGGCCAGUGAGGGUGAACUCGCGAGCGUUGUGUGUUCGUUGCUCGGUGCGCGCGGAUCAGAAAAGGUGAAGAAAAAUAGUUGUGCUAGAUUUAAUUUUUCUCCAUUCAUCCACUCCAUCAUUGCCGUGCAAUGCCAAUGGCAGCAUUAACAACAACGAGAAGGUUGGUGUGGUGAAGGUAGCUGACGCGCGGACGAACGGCCUUUCUCUUUCACGACACGACGACAGCGAAACGCCCCAGCAGCACAGCAAUAGAGGCGUACCACCUAACAAGCAGCAGCCAACAAGUUUGAGAGCAGCUUUGGUUUUGGUUUGGGGGAAAGGUUUCGCCCGUCGUCGUGCCCCCGUUCCGUAUCCAAAAACAACUCUCCUAAACAACAACAACAACAGAGCAGCAGAUCGGAGGAGGAGAGAUUGCCUUUUACAACUCAGUGAGUGAACCCCACGUAAAGGUAUUACUGCGGGAACGGACAUACAGCAGCAGCAGCAACAGCAUUGAGAGCUGGUUGUAAGUUUUGUUUUGCUUUGGCUGUGGCCUUUUCCUUCCGCAAAGCACAACAAUGCGAGUAUUAGUUUUGGAGUUGAUGGCCUCCGGACGAUGAGGAAGCAGAGAAGGGGCCAUCGUGCUCCCGGGUUUGUGCUAAACGAAUGCCUUUUCAGUGGUGUCGGAUUAUUGCCAUUUCGGAUUGUGGUGCUGCCAGUUUGUGGGUUGAAGGAAUUUGUGUGUGAAGAGGCUGUGUGAUUUUCCCGGAUCUAUAGUAAUUGCCUCAUCAUUCGGCUCAGUUGUGAAUCAUCUCCGUUCAGUGCAAGCACAAAGAGACUAGCUACUACCAUCAUCAACUAAAUAACAGAGAAGAAAGAUAAUAUAGUGAAGUGAAACCCGACCAAUGCAAUCCACCGCGGCAGUCCCGAUGAGUACUGUCAACGCCGCCGUUGCCGUGGAGGAACCAUCCGCCCGUGAUUCAAACCAAACAGCCGGAAAGUGGUGAGCUCUCUGAAGCUUGAAGCAAAACGGAGAAUAAUUUAAUCCCGUAAGUGCCAAUAGUACGACAAACAGCAGGAGGGAUGCUGCAGCUGGCGGAAUUCGCUGUGAGCAGCUUCUGGAUCUACUGCACCCUGUCGUUGGUCGUCAUGGUAACACUGGUCACGACCCUGGCCUCGUGCCUCUGCUGCCGGAAGCAGGAGAUCAAAAAUGACCUGCUCGGCUUGGAAGGCAUGGUAAAGCUAACCAACCCGGAGGACACUCUAACCAGCCAGGGGACGACGGUGGGUGGCGAAAGCGGUGGCCCCGGAAUGGGGUCCGGAACCGACCAGCCAGAUCGCAGCGAACCGGAAAGCAUUAGUAAAAGGGCUUCCAAUGCACCGCACCGAAGUUUGCCGGAUAUUCCGGUGGUGGAACCGGUUGGCGAUAACAACUCCGAACUGUACGCAACCGUUGGCGACAAGGUUCAGGAUCUUCCCCAAGGAAGAAGUCCCACAUCCAGCUUGAAGAAGCAGGCCAGCGUUUCGCAGCACAGCUCCAUCAGCCAAGCGGACGACAUAAGUUCACCGUAUGCGAGGGUUCGGUCUCCUCCGCACGCGUACGAUAAACUACGUCGGGCGGAGCAUCCAUACGCGCAGGUCGUCCAACCGGGUACCAGCGGAACGGCGCAGGUCGCUGUCACCGUGGACGACGAUGAACUCUUAAGUCCCAUCUCGCGUCGUGGCCUAUCCAGCGUGGCAGGUGGAGGCGGUGGAGGAGGGGACUCCAACCAAAGCUUGCUGGACGAUCGGGAAGCUUCUACUGUGGAUAUUCCCGCGGCAUCAGCAAUCGCUGGACGCGUCUCCGCAAGCCAAGACCUACCGUACAUGACUCCUCCAAUCGUACAACCACCGCAGCAGCACUUUAGCGGUGACUCGCAGGAUUCCUCAAAGGGUUACACCAGUAUUAGCGUCCGGGAACCGUUGGCGAAUCUCUUACCUCAAUCUCAAAACCAAACCACCGCACAGAGGCGUCAAAUCUUGGGCGACUCACACUAUGCCACCGUUUCGGAUGACUCCGACGAAAUGUACGCAGCAAUUGACGACCCGAACAACCAGGGUGACCUGUAUACCAGCGGUUCGGAAACGUACGCCCAGAUCCAACCGCCGAACAUGGUGACGGUCUCGGUCGAGAUCAACACCGGAGCAUCCAGCCGGCCUUCGGCUGGCCUCCCGCAAGAAGAUUCGCUCGAUGCCCUUCAGCCACUUCCAGCGAACUCUUCUACUAGUGCAAUAGCCACCACCCUUCACAACCGUCUCAGUAGCAAUAGUGGUACGAUGGACGAAUCAUCCGGACAGCCACCGCCACCACCGAUCGAUAGCCUUAGGGCUCACCAGCCGCACCCGUCGUAUGCACACUCGCGCCAAGCCAGCAGCUCCAGUUGUACCAGCUCGGUUGGCAACCUGGGAUCUCCGAAGCCGGAGAAACGUCAGGCCAACUCGCCCCUCCCGCCGACACCAAAGAAUCUAAAGCACCAGUCGACAAACACCUUCUUCAGCAACUCAAACCUCACCUCGAUCAGUUCGAACACGUCCACGCAGACCGGCCAGUCCGGUCGGAAUUCGGUUGCCUCAGUGAUCGAGUAUAAGACCUCGCGGGAGAACAUUUCCGGGGCCAAAGCCGACGAUGGAACGCCCCAACAGCAGGCCAACGGCUCCGCGAUCAAACCGAAGAAGAGUCCCUCCAAGGAUCUGGAGGGGAUGUAUGCCAAGGUCAUGAAAAAGAACAAACUCUCGAAAGCACCCUCGCAAAACUCGAGUCCAGUUCCGCUGCGGAAGGAUGGUACGGCCCUGCUAGCCGAUGCCGAACAAUUUCUAUCGGAUCCGGAGCUAACGCAGCUCAACGGAAGUGGUUCCCUGCAUGGGUCUCCGAGCAAGAAACCCCUACCGGUGAUCAACUCUGGCAACGACUACGAAACCUUAGACAAGAAACAAAUUCGCCACCAUUCGCAGCAGCAGCAAGAUCCGGGAUACGAAACGAUCCCUGGUGACAGUGCCAACAGUAAGGCUGAGCUUAGGAAAUCCGCAGACUAUGCCCAGAUUCAGAAGCGAAGCAGCAAUCUAGCGGUGGCGCAAGGGAUCCAGAGUGUCUCGAGAAAUUCUCUGGAAAUAUUCCAUGGGGUCGGUAAGUCCGCUGAUGGAGAACCUGGCUACGAGAGUCUUCCCGGAAGCAACGAUCCGGGGUACGAGACGUUGAACAGGAAAGGUGCCGAAUCGGAUUCGGAUCCUAACUAUGAAAUUCUAAGGCCCGCGAGGGAUAACGACGGGUACAGCAGCAUAAGGGAUAAGCGGUCGGCCAAGAAUCGGCUCGAUUUCGGGAAGGAUGAUGACACUGACAGCACCCCGGGGUACAGUAGUAUAAAGGAGAAGAUCGAUUACGAUCCUGGCUACAGUGUGAUAACGGAAAAGAAGAAACCGCCGGUGGUGCACGACUACGCGAGUAUCACCGAGGAAACGAAGCGGAAAAAGCAAACCCUCAACAAUAACAAUCUGGAUCCGGGUGAAGAUUCCGACAUCUAUUCCAGCAUCACAAACGCUCCUAUCGUGGUCAAUUCGGCAGCGAUUCUUUCUAACAAUUACUCCACGAUUCCGGAACCCCCGAACCUCACCUCGUCGCCCGGUUAUUCGAGCAUCUCGGAAACCCGUACUACUCCUUCCACUGAUAGCACCAGCUCGCCGGAUAACCUGAUAGGCUACACCAAACAGCACAACACCGCAACGAACAACAGCAACAGUCGACUUUCUUCCAAUUACGAAUCUCUCACCGGAAGCGAAUCGGAUCCAAACUACGAAUCCGUCAAGUAUCUCAACGUCAAAGAAAAUCCCUACGAACGGCUACACAACGAACCCUCCGGGCAAACCCCCUCGACGGCCGGUCCAUCGUCCAACGAUUCGCUCUCGAAGUCGUCCGAUUCCUCGGCGACGCCCGGCUUGCACGAGUCGACCGUGAUGGCGACGGAGGAUACCGGUUCCGAGACUCCUCCGGCCGAAGCAGCAGCGCAGACGCCGUCGGUGUGCGAGCUAGAAACCACCGGCGUCAGUGACUACUUUCAAGUCUGAUUUUUCUUCGCAACUGUGAGAUCCCCCCCGUCGUCGCGACGUCUUCGUCGUGAAGUGUGAGUACUAUUUUUUUUAUAAGAUGUGUAUGUGAAUUUCCACGCGUGUUUGGGAAUGCUAUUAUUUCCUGACGGCAAGCAGAAAUCGACUCCAACAAAGUAUAUUUAUAUGAUUAAUUAUUAUUAUACUAGGGUAGGACGUACGGUAAGAUCACAGAUGAUUAAUAUAUUCCGAAUGCAGCUUAGCGGUAACGAUACAUAUAAGUUAGGCAUCCGUUUUUACCUGUGUACGCGGCGGUUUCUGACCGGGCUUGGAUUUGAGGGGUUAUGUUCUGGAAUUCGUUUUAAAUAGAACAAGGCGCGCUGUUUAUUUACGCGUUGAGCAGAUUGAGCUUACAAAUAUUACUUCAUGUUGAAAUCAGCUCGUUUGUUAAUAAUUGAAACUUUAUUUUCUGAUGGGGCGUUCUUUAAAUUGCAAGGUUUUAAAGCAUUCUACAAGUUUCAAUAAUGGUCCAAAGAACUCGCAUAAAACCAAAAUUGUUACUUGGUUGGGUGCCCUUUGAAAGUUCUAGGAAUUUCAAGCACUAAACACUGCUGCUGCCCAAUGAGAAGUUGUUGCUGGAUCCAGAUCUAGAGAAUAGAUCAGUGCACGUAAAAGUUGCCCUUUGCUCUUGAAAGCCCAUUAGAACUAUAAAGAAAGAGAGAAGGAUUAGUAAUUUCCAUUUAAUUACACUAGUUUAUUUGCUUAUCCUUGACAGACUUCUUGACUUCUUCAGUGUCAAAUAAGGUAGUGAACUGAAAUGGAAAUUACUAAUCCUGCUCUCUUUCGUGUGUGGGGAAAUUUAGGCUAGGUUCCGGGCACUGAUCUAUAAUAGGGAAACGAACUGAAUGGGGUGGCGUUUUCGCAUUCUGCCUACACUGUCUUAAAUUCUCCGUAUCUAAUCUCCGUACAAAUCUAUACUCGGUCAGCAACCACCGAUCGCUACCGAAGGAUCGUAUUAUAAGAGUGAGAAAGACAACCCAUUAUUACUGUACUGUUCGUCUUUUGUGCGAAAGUUCGCUGCUUUUUGUACAAGAAGGGUUUAGUCUAAAAACCGAUCUACUGAUAUUUAUUUCAAUUAAGUGCAAAGCAACGGAAGAUAACUUUGGAAGCUGCCCUAGCAUUGUCCACCAGCAGCAGCAGCAGCACUCAAAUAAUAUUCACUCACACAAACAAACACACUCACACCCACAAUACAAAUACACUCAAACACAGCUCACACAAGCAUACAUUUAGAGAUGAGGUGAGAAUUUUUACUAUUCACUCAACUAAAACGACGAAACGCAAGAGAUAGAAGAAGUAUUAAUCCAUGCAAAUGUAGCAAACAAAAUGUGGCCAAUGGAAGUCAUUUUCAAAAAAUGAUUUGGCUUGAUUAUUUAUAUUUGACGAGGAAAGUGGUAGAUGUAUUAGCGUUAGGCGAUUUAUUUAUUGUUAUUGGCUUUUUCUCCCGUGCCCUUCGAAAUUUAAAGCAAAAAAAGAAAUCUUAAAAGCAAAAUUAAGCCAACUAGGUAGCAACCUAUGUUCGAUCGUUAGGUCGGUAUUUUUUGUCAGUUUUAACUGAUUGGAUGCAAGCCAAACAUCAGCAACUAACUAAGUACAUUCCAUGCGUAAAACCAAACUAAACCUUAUCUAAAAACUACCGAGUACUGUUAUUAUGCAAGCAUUUUCGAAAUUAAGAUUAUUUUUUUUUUUGCAACACAACACCAAGCAUUCAACCGUUUAUGAAUAUUUUUUGUUAGAUUAUUUUUUUUCCCCGUACCUUCUGUUGCGAAGCGAAUUUCGCGUUCUUACUCGGUUCGGAGUGAUCAAAAUCUAAUGAGAGGAAAAAAUCGGGACAGAUCAAAGAGAGUAGAAUAAACUCGUAAUCUAAUGAAAA
Messenger RNA from Ochlerotatus camptorhynchus, 6433 nucleotides. RefSeq lists its product as uncharacterized. The record is from RefSeq and is a predicted model, not a curated record. Lineage: Eukaryota; Metazoa; Arthropoda; Insecta; Diptera; Culicidae. The transcript has 9 exons. Bases 1507 to 4521 code for a protein of 1004 amino acids.